Molecule: messenger RNA, 735 nt
Organism: Glossina fuscipes
Lineage: Eukaryota; Metazoa; Arthropoda; Insecta; Diptera; Glossinidae
Product: histidine-rich glycoprotein
Exons: 1
Coding region: 1-735 (244 amino acids)
Source: RefSeq, a predicted model, not a curated record
AUGCGUCGAUCGCUGAAAGUGUUCCUAGUUCUGGCAUUGUUGGUGUCUUUUGUAGUCGCCAAGAAGAAGGAUAAAGAAGAGUCGUCCGAAUCGAAGGAGGAGGAAGGUAAAAAAUAUGAAAGUGAAGAAAGUGAAGAGAAAAAAUACAAGGAAGAGAAAGGCCAUAAAGAGCACGAAGAUUGGGAAGAGGAUGAUAAAAAACAUCAUGAAGAAGAAGGUCACAAACAUCAUUACGAUCAUGGGGGCGGUAAAAAGAAAAAGGACUUUCAUGAAGAGGAAAAACACGGCGAACAUGAGGAGCAUGGCAAACAUAAGAAAGGUGGUAAACAUCAUCACAAAAAGGGUCAUAAAAAGGGACACAAGGAAUUAGAGCAUCACAAGAAAUUCCAUAAAGAUGAGUACACGAAAGAGAAGAAAUUCUACGAUGACGAGGACAAGGGCGGUCAUCAUAAGAAAUAUGGUAAAGAGCAUAAGAAACAUGAGCUCGAUGAAGGCGGCCAUAAGAAGGAGGAGGAACAUGAUUCGGGCAAAAAGAAGGGCCAGAAGAAGCAUCAAGGGCAUUAUAAGAAAGGCCAUCAAGAUGAAGAUCAUAAAAAGUAUAAGAAAGAGCAUAAACAUCAUGAAGGCCAUAAAGAGGAGAGAGAAUGGGGUAAAGAAGAAAAGAAGAAAACCAAUAAGAAAAGCGGGCAUAAGAAAGAAAGCGGUAGCGGUGGCGGUGGUGGCCAUAAAGGAUAA